This is a messenger RNA of Trematosphaeria pertusa, 1697 nucleotides long. RefSeq names its product 3-ketosphinganine reductase-like protein. Gene Ontology annotation, molecular function: 3-dehydrosphinganine reductase activity. Bases 104 to 1207 code for a protein of 367 amino acids. Lineage: Eukaryota; Fungi; Ascomycota; Dothideomycetes; Pleosporales; Trematosphaeriaceae. Gene Ontology annotation, cellular component: endoplasmic reticulum membrane. Gene Ontology annotation, biological process: sphingolipid biosynthetic process. The record is from RefSeq and is a predicted model, not a curated record. The transcript is spliced from 2 exons.
CGGCACAGCUUCGUGAGAACUUCCCAAUUGGGGCUGUCUUUGCCCUGCCUCUCCUUUUAAUCGCUGCUUUCCGCCCUUCCCUUAUUUUCCCUCCACAUCUCACAUGGAGUCGAUGCUUUGGUGGGCAACCGCAGCACUUUUGGCUAUCGUAGGCGUUGUCAGUUUAGACAUCAUGGGCUUCCUUUCAUGGGGCAAUAAGUUCCAGGUAGAGGGGCAGACUGUCCUCCUUACCGGCGGAUCCUAUGGCAUGGGCAAAGAAAUCGCAAAGCUCCUCUCGCAACGCGGCGCGAACGUCAUAAUCGUAGCGCGAAACGUCGAGAAACUCCAGUCCGCCAUGGAGUACGCGAAAGCCGCAGCGAAGAACCCCUCCACCCAGCGCUUCCACAUCAUCUCCGCCGACGUUACCUCCGAAGCCGAGAAUGCGCGCGUGCUCGCCGAGUCAACCGCCUGGAACAAUGGCGUCGUGCCCCAAAUCGUAUGGGCAAACGCAGGAGCUUCGGUGCCUGGCCUAUUUGUCGAGAUGAAAACCGAGACAAUGAGGAGUCAGAUGGACAUCAACUACUGGGCCGCCGCGUAUCUGGCGCAUCAGACGCUCAAGGCAUGGCUAUACCCAGAGACGCCGUAUAAACCGCAAGAGAAGGGCGCUAAGACAGAAUCGCCGCGACACCUCAUCAUUACCUCGUCGGUCCUCGGCCUCGUCAAUAUCACCGGCUACGCCGCGUAUUCCCCCGCGAAAGCCGCGCUCAAGUCAUUGUGCGAUGGGCUGAACCACGAGAUGAACCUCUACAAUGGCGCCAGACGGUCGAAGAAGGAUAGCGGCCAAGCCCCGGCACCCUUCGACGUCCACAUUCACUCCAUCUGGCCCGCUACCAUCGUCUCGCCCGGCCUCCAAAACGAAAACAAGACGAAGCACCCGAUAACCUUCAAGCUGGAAGAAGCAGACUCCGAGCAGACUGAACUCCAGGCCGCCCAAGCCGCAAUCAAGGGUCUUGAACGUGGAAACUACAUGACGGCGCUGAACUGGCUGGGCGAGCUCAUGCGACUCAGCAGCAUGGGCCCUUCGCCGAGGGAUAGCUUGAUCAAGGACACGGUGGGGCAGUGGAUAACGAGCAUUGCGUGGCUAUUCGUGGGACCUGAUAUGGAGGGAACGGUUUGGAACUGGGGCAAGAAGGAGGGUAUGCCGAAGUUCAGGCCUAAUGCACAAUGAGCAGUAAUGGUUAUUAGGGCUUUGGGGGAUAUCUUAAUCAACGGAGUGUGUAUCACAAUUUCUCGAUACUUUCAACGUCUCAUAUCUUCGCGUAAGCUGAUGGCACAGGAAAGUAAACGAAACAAUAAUCUUAUUUGUUAUUGGGGUAUCCCAAGACCAGUACUAUGGCCGUGCGCCGCGCAAUGCAGGCAAAACCGGGAUAACAUCCGCGUCGUGUCGUCGGAAUACUCAUACGCCUCUUUCCGAAUCCAUGUUCAUGCCGGGGAGAUGCCCGAAAAAUCGAAGAGGGAAAAGGCAGCCCGAUGGCCUUCGAGGGGCACAGACUAGCCUAAUGACCUUUAGGCUCUCUUCCCUCCUUCGCCGGCUUUGGAGCGUCAACCUUCCAGCCCGUGACCGUCUUCUUCAGUUCGGCCUUGAUCUUUGCGGGCGUCCAGGUCUCAUCACAGGGUACGAGGGUGAAAGCUACACUGUAGGGGGCCAGCUUCGCGAG